GGAAAAGAUGGAAACUCAGCAUCGGAGUCUGUUGAGUUGACGAUCCAACCCCCACCCAACCCUUCCUUCCUUCCAAACUCCCAAUUUCUCUCUUUAGCCGAACCACCAAAACUACCAUUUUGUUCUUUACAGAGCCACUCGGAAUUCUGAAACCUCCCUCCCACUUUGCCAGCCACACACAGACUGUGACAUCUCAUCUUCUUCCAAAGUUCCCACUCUGCUUCUGAAUAAUCAGUAUCCAUGGCUUUGUUGAGACUUCAGACUGCUGAACGAAAUCUGUUCUAAUCCUCUCCUCCACUACUACCAUUGCUUUCCCUCCUCUUAUCACGCUCUCUCUCCGUUUCUACAAGUCACCGCCUCUCGCUUUUCCCACUACUCGUACGAUUGGCGGUCACGAUGCCCGGCCUGGUAUCCGUUAAAACACCGCCUGACUCUGCGCCGCUCCGUAUCUCCGUCCCCGAUGCCCAUACCCCACCUCAGAGAUCCGAGCCCGUUAACUCCAAGCCUCCUUCCCCGCUCCCCAAGAGGCUUCCUUCUCCUUCCCCUUCUCGAUCUAAAUUCUCUCCCAGGAAGCCCCCGCCCGAGUCCUCCAGCCCCAACCCUAAACCUAACCCUGAUCUCAACCCCAAUUCCCAGUCUGCUCUCGAGAACCCGGAUCUCGGCCCUUUCCUCCUCAAGCUCGCUCGAGAUGCCAUUGCGUCCGGCGAGGGCCCCGUCAGGGCCUUGGACUACGCUCUCCGCGCUUCCCAGUCCUUCGAGCGGUGCGCUCCGGCUGACGGCGAGCCCAGCCUGGACCUCGCGAUGAGCCUCCACGUUCUGGCCGCGAUAUACUGCAGCCUGGGGCGGUUCGACGAGGCAGUGCCGGUCCUGGAGCGGGCGAUCCGGGUCCCCGACCCUCCGAGAGGUGCGGACCACGCGCUCGCUGCGUUCUCGGGUCAUAUGCAGCUGGGGGACACAUACUCGAUGCUCGGACAGGUCGAUAAGUCCAUCCUUUGCUACGAAGAAGGGCUUAAGAUCCAGAUCGAUGCCUUGGGGGAGUCCGAUCCGAGAGUCGGAGAGACUUGCAGAUACUUAGCUGAGGCCCACGUUCAAGCGAUGGAGUUUGAUAGAGCAGAAGAGUUGUGCAAAAAAACGCUUGAAAUUCAUCGUGCGCACAGUGAACCAGCAUCUCUUGAAGAAGCAGCUGACCGCAGGCUGAUGGCUCUCAUAUGUGAGGCAAAAGGAGACUAUGAAACAGCCCUUGAGCACCUCGUCCUUGCCAGCAUGGCAAUGAUUGCAAAUGGACAAGAGAGUGAGGUUGCCUCUAUUGAUGUCAGCAUUGGAAACAUUUACAUGUUUCUCUGUCGCUAUGAUGAGUCUCUCUUUUCCUACCAGAAGGCACUUACCGUUUUUAAAUCAUCAAAGGGUGACAACCACCCAUCUGUUGCCUCUGUGUUUGUUCGCCUUGCUGACCUAUAUCAUAGAACAGGUAAGCUCCGAGACUCCAAAUCCUACUGUGAAAAUGCCCUGAGGAUAUAUGCAAAGCCUGUGCCUGGAACCACGGCAGAAGACAUUGCUGGGGGGUUGACUGAAAUAUCUGCCAUUUAUGAGUCUGUGGAUGAGCCUGAGGAGGCUCUGAAGCUUUUGCAUAAGGCAAUGAAAAUGUUGGAGGAUAAACCAGGACAGCAAAGCACAAUUGCAGGAAUAGAAGCACGAAUGGGAGUGAUGUCUUACAUGGUUGGAAGGUAUGAAGAAUCGAGGGACUCUUUUGAAAGUUCUAUAGCAAAACUUAGAGCUAGUGGAGAGAGGAAGUCGGCCUUCUUUGGGGUUGUGUUGAACCAAAUGGGAUUGGCUUCUGUCCAGUUGUUCAAGAUAGAUGAGGCGGCUGAGUUGUUUGAAGAAGCGAGGGGGAUUCUGGAACAGGAGUGUGGCCCAUGCCAUCAAGAUACCCUUGGAGUAUAUAGUAAUCUUGCAGCAACCUACGAUGCUAUGGGAAGAGUGGAUGAUGCAAUUGAAAUGUUGGAGCAUGUCCUUAAACUAAGAGAAGAAAAGCUUGGAAUUGCUAAUCCUGACUUUGAAGAUGAGAAAAGAAGGCUAGCCGAGCUCCUGAAAGAAGCAGGCAGGACCCGAGACAGAAAAGCCAAGUCACUGAAAAACCUCAUCGAUCCCACCUCAAAGAAGACAAAGAAAGAAGUGACAAAGAGGUGGCCUAGUUUGGGUUUUCGAAGUUGAAGAUAAAAAACAAAAAAAACAAAAGUGGCCGUUCUUCCAUAGCUAUCUGCUCCCCUUACACGUGCACAUUCAUUCUGUAGCAUAGAGGAUCAUGUAUAGAAUUGAAGUUGUAAUUUGGUGAGGUUUUUCUGAUGUGCUAAUUGCUUUUACUUUGAAUGUCGGUAUUGUCACCUUGAAGUUGUGCAUCGAAAGGAAAAAUGCCCCAUUAUUUGAGUGGAAAUAAGUUUGAUAACGUUUGUAA
Molecule: messenger RNA, 2452 nt
Organism: Juglans microcarpa x Juglans regia
Lineage: Eukaryota; Viridiplantae; Streptophyta; Magnoliopsida; Fagales; Juglandaceae
Product: protein KINESIN LIGHT CHAIN-RELATED 1-like
Exons: 3
Coding region: 397-2211 (604 amino acids)
Molecular function (GO): protein binding
Source: RefSeq, a predicted model, not a curated record